Messenger RNA from Trypanosoma grayi, 1014 nucleotides. Its product is annotated as splicing factor ptsr1 interacting protein. NCBI's taxonomy places the organism in Eukaryota, Euglenozoa, Kinetoplastea, Trypanosomatida, Trypanosomatidae. The record is from RefSeq and is a predicted model, not a curated record. The transcript has a single exon. The coding region runs from base 1 to 1014 and encodes 337 amino acids.
AUGGACGCGAUUCCGCCAGAGUAUGACAAAGAAACAAAGGAAAGAAUCUACCGUCAAGAGUGGCUCGAAUAUUUUCAUUACAUUGGCUGGGAGGCUGCGAUGCGGAAUCACCCGGAGCAGUACUACGCGAUCUAUCCGUCCGGAAAUGCCGGCGUGCCGUACACGUCGGGAAGGGGUGGGGUUGCUGGCGCAGAGUCUAUGGCGGCUCGCGAUAUCCCUGGUACGAUUGGUGGGCCAGCGCCCAUCCCUGUCAGUCACCAGCACGGCCACCAUCACGGCACUGGGGGCGCCUUAUACGGCAGCUCCGUGCUUGCUGCACCGCACACCACUACGACAGCCAUGACGGCGCAAAUGUUUCUCGACGAUAGCAGCAGCAGCGAUGACAGAUCUUCAUCACAUUCAUCCACAUCCAGUGGCUCCGUGUCGCGCGCGAGCUCAGCGUCAGGGCGGCCGCAGCACCGCCACCGCCGGGAUCCCGACGAGGUCGGCGGCGAUAGCGAAAAGAAGAAGGCUCCGUCGCGUAAUCACCGUCGCAGUCGAAGCCGUAGCGGCAGCCGACGCCGGACCCACCGGCGCCAUGACAAAUCACGGCGGCGUAGUACACGACGCGAUGAGAAGUCCAAACAGAGACGCGACGACGACAACAGCGGGCGACACAAACGGGGAAGGGAGCAUGGUGGUGGCGACAAAGAGCGGCGGCGCCACGAUCGACGGUCGCGCAGUGGGCACCACUCUGAUGAUGAUGAUGAGCGCCGUCGCCGUCGAAACCGCAGCGACCGCGACACCGUGGCGGAGCGCGGCCACGCAAAGGAGAGAACGGCCACCUCCACAAGCAGCGCGUCCAGGGGCCGGUAUGUCCUCAGGGACGACCGCGAUAAGCGACGCGAGAACGGCGGUGGCGGCCAGGUGGUGGCGGCUGGCGGCGCGGCGGCAGCGGUGGAUCGGUACGAGGACCGGAAGGAGGACGCCCGUCAGCGCCGUCAGCGCGAUGCCAAUGGGCGGCGGAGAAAGUAA